This is a messenger RNA of Cryphonectria parasitica EP155, 1893 nucleotides long. Its product is annotated as RNI-like protein. Gene Ontology annotation, molecular function: protein binding. The record is from RefSeq and is a predicted model, not a curated record. The transcript has a single exon. Lineage: Eukaryota; Fungi; Ascomycota; Sordariomycetes; Diaporthales; Cryphonectriaceae. Bases 1 to 1893 code for a protein of 630 amino acids.
AUGUCGUUCCCGACCCAAGAAAUGGAUGCCCAAGCCUGCGCCGCCCUCCUUAAAGCCACCCAAGAAACCAACUACCAAAACCCCCCACCCACCGUCUUCGCCCUCCCCAAAAGACGUCCCCACGCCCAGCGCCCGAAAGCCCAGCAGACCGCCACCCUCCUCUUCCCCAAUGCCAGCCCCGAGAAAGCCAUCAUCCGCUACGAGGAGCAGCGCAAGCGCGCCGUGGCUGCGCGACGGGCCGCGGAGGCUGCUGCGAAGACCGAGGAGGAGGAGAGGUGGAGGCUCUUGCUGGAGCGGGCGCGGCCGGACAUGGGCCGCGGGGCUUGGGAUCCGGUGCUGGAUCCUGUUGAGCUUCCUCGGGCGAGGCCGAUGCCUGUGCAGGUUGGCGACACGGCGGAUUUCGCAGACUGCUUUGCGUUCUUGAAGGGUGGCGACGACGACGACGACGACGACGACGACGACGACGUCAACAAAGGGUGUGAAGGACGGGUCGAGGCCCUGCUAAACCACACACCCACCACCUCUUCCCCCCUCUCAAAAGGCAUCACCAUCGGCAAAGAGCCAGGCCACGCCACCCGCCUCCUCGAGUUCAAGCGCGGCGUAAUCUACGAGGACGGCCGCCUCGACCUCUGCAAAAUGGUCGUGGGCCCAGACCACAUCGACGCCCUGAUGGACGCCCUCGAGUCCAACACCCACAUCCGCCACUUCCUCCUGGGCAACAACGUCAUCACCAACCACGGCGCCCGCCGCAUCGCCCAGUUCGCAAGAGACCACCCGCACAGGAUGCAGACCUGGUACCUGGCAGGGAACCACAUCAAACCCGCCGGCUUCCACGCGCUGGCCUCGGCGCUGCGCGGGAGCGACGUCCUCGGCAGCCUCUGGCUGAAGCGAAACCCGCUGGGCCCUGCUUGCGUGGCCGACCUCCUCGCCCUCCUCGCCUCUGCUCCACGUCUGCGCGUGCUGGACCUCGAGACCUGUGAGCUGGGCGACGCCGGCAUCGCGGCGCUGUUCGACGGCCUCGCGCGCACGUUGGCCGAUAGCAGCAGCACCAGCACCAGCAGCAGCACCAACAGCCUGGAAGCCAUCUACAUCAACGCCAACGGAGCCAGCACCGCCGCGGCAGAGGCCAUCGCCACCUUCCUAGCCAGCCCAGCCUGCAGGCUCCGCUACCUCAUGAUGUCCAACAACCCACUAGGCGACGCCGGCGCACAAGCCCUCGCCGCCGGCAUCAGAGACAACACAACCCUCGAGGUCCUCACCCUCGCCUCCUGCGGCUUCUCCUCCCACGGCGUGUCCGCAGUCUGCACCGCCCUGGCCCGACACCCGCGCAUCCGCCACCUCGACCUCGCCUCCCGCUUCAGCACCGCCGACCUGGGCCAGCGGUUCAAUCACGUCACCGACGACGCCAUCGCCGCCCUCGCCAGCCUGGUGACCACGAGCUCCUCGCUGCGGUUCCUGCACCUGGGCUAUGUGCUGUUCUCACCGGACGGCCUGGAGCAGCUGCGAGAUGCCGUGGUGUCUCCGUCGUCGUCGCUGGUCGGGUUCGAGGCGUCGCGCGUGGUGGGGUCUGGCGAGGGCGAGGAAGGCUUGGGGAGGAGCGGUGGUGGUGGGGGCACGUGUUCCCUGCGGGUGCGGCGGGCCUUGGAGGCGAAUUACUUGCGGUUUUAUGCUGGCCAGGGCCAGAUGGCUGAGGGUGUGCCGUAUGCCGUUUUCAUCGGCAUGAAUGGCGUGUCGCGGCUGCUGAGAAAUCAUCCUGACGUGAGGCUGAUCGAUUCUGUGUAUCGGACUAGGGACAAAGGGAAAUUGGCGGCUGGGAAAGCUCGAAAAUUCUGGGAUUUGGAGCUCAACGAGGACGAUAAACUGCUGUGGGCGAGGCUGGAUGAGAUCGAGUGA